Molecule: messenger RNA, 921 nt
Organism: Wasmannia auropunctata (little fire ant)
Lineage: Eukaryota; Metazoa; Arthropoda; Insecta; Hymenoptera; Formicidae
Product: odorant receptor 46a, isoform A-like
Exons: 6
Coding region: 1-768 (255 amino acids)
Biological process (GO): detection of chemical stimulus involved in sensory perception of smell; sensory perception of smell
Cellular component (GO): plasma membrane
Molecular function (GO): olfactory receptor activity; odorant binding
Source: RefSeq, a predicted model, not a curated record
AUGCUGAACAAUCUCUUCGAAGAGGAGCUUAUGCAAAACGAUCAGAAAAUCCGGGUGAUAAUGUUUUCGCCCCUAUCCACAAUAUAUAUUCUGGCGGAUUACGGAUACUUCUGGACGGUUCCCGACAACUUUUUGUAUCAUUUUCAUCUAUUCUUUGAGACGAGCUUAGUAACAUUCAGUAGCUUGACGGCAGUCAGCGUUGAAAACGUCUUUGGCUUUUAUGUCUAUCAGUUCAACUCGACAAUGCGCGCCAUGACUUCCAAGCUCAUGAAUUCUCCACACUCUGAGAACUUCUCGGAUCUGCUAAGGACAUGCUUGGCAAAGCAUCAAAAAUUAUUGCAAUGCCGCAACACGCUGGAGCACAUUUUUGGACCUAUCGUUUUUUGGCAUAUUUGCACCAAUGCCGUGAUGCUUUGUUCGUCGUUAUAUGAGUUUGCAUCAUUGCCAAACAUAAAUUUUAAACAUAUAUCAGAGUUUCUGACAUACGCGUUAGUAAAACUUCUUCAAACGUUUAUAUACACCUGGUACGGUACAGUCCUCAUAAGUGCAAGCGAAGACUUUCGUAAAGGAGUAUACUUUGGUGAAUGGUUUAAAUCAGGUUUAGACCGUCAGAUGAGGACUAACGUUAUUAUGAUACUGAUGCAAAAGCCGAUGAUUAUAAACGCAUUUUACGCCCCCGUCGAUAUAACCAUAUUUACCAGUUUUGUGAAUGCUGCAAUGUCCUACUUCUUCCUGCUGCAAUCUAUUGGUAGUAAAGGAAAACCUUAGCAGUUUUGACGUUGUAUUUCCAUCAUUAUGCCAAAAAGACAUUUUGAUGACGGACCGAGGAGUGACUAAUGUCACAGAUUGUCACAGAUUGUUACGUCAUUAUAUCUUACAAAAUCAUUAUUUUAUCAUGAAUUUAAUUUUUACUGAACGUGA